Molecule: messenger RNA, 1927 nt
Organism: Melanaphis sacchari
Lineage: Eukaryota; Metazoa; Arthropoda; Insecta; Hemiptera; Aphididae
Gene: Zip99C
Product: zinc transporter ZIP13 homolog
Exons: 7
Coding region: 625-1647 (340 amino acids)
Biological process (GO): intracellular zinc ion homeostasis; zinc ion transmembrane transport
Cellular component (GO): membrane
Molecular function (GO): zinc ion transmembrane transporter activity
Source: RefSeq, a predicted model, not a curated record
CUAAUAACACUACAGUCUGCAGCAGCCGCACCGCUCGUACCAAACCGAGUUCUAACGUUGAUCACAAGUCUAUUGCCGUUGUCUAUUACCGUCGUUACGUUUGCGUAUCAAGUAUUUUUCGUCAUUAAAAUAAUAAUAAUUUUAUUGUUUUAACUUUUAUCAAAAACGGUAAUGUCGAAUGCGUAUCAAUCGCGGUCGUUAUAGCUAGUAUCAAAAAAAUUGUAUCUACCAAAUUACUCUAAAUAACCAAGGCCCGACGGGAAAGCGCGCACACCAGGAGAACAAAAAACUGUUCAGACAAUAAUAAUAAAAAAAAACAUGGGAAUCGUCUGUGGCGGACGUGCCGACAGCGACGACGAAUUGCCCGCCUAGUCGGCAGACGAGUGCCGCAAGGCGAGAUAACCCGGUCAUUGGUAAUAAUAAUAAUAAAUACUAGGUGAAGUGAGCUGAUAAUAAUAAAAAAAAAAAAAAACACUCGACAACCUAUUCUGAGGUUGAGAUUGCUGUGCAGUGUUAGAAGCAUUCAUAGCAGUCUUGGACGUCCACCACCCUGUCCAACAAACACUUAUUCGUGGAUUUUCUUUUACUUGAAAAUCGCACAUAUCAUUUUUGUAUUCUCACACUAUGAGUGCGUAUCACAUGAACACUGCUCCUAUUGUAUACGACGCUCAGAACUCUACGCUGUUUGGUCACGGAUUAUUCAGCGAUUGUUACUCAAAUAUCCUGGGCACGACUGCAACAAUGUUCCUGUCCACUCAAUAUCAACCAAUUUUCAUGUCUGUGAUUGGAUCUAUCGUUGUGGGUCUUAGUGGACUUUUCCCUCUACUUAUAUUGCCAGUCAACGACUCAAUUUCUCUAAAGACUGGACCUGGCAGUAAACAUUUACGUCUAUUAUUGAGUUUUUCCGUUGGUGGUAUGUUGGGUGAUGUAUUUUUACAUGUUUUACCUGAAGUAUGGAUCGCUUCUAAGGAUAGACAUGUUGACUGGAUACGGGAUGGCUGGUGGGUCCUGGCAGGUUUAUUAGUAUUCAUCAUAGUUGAGAAAUUGUUUUCAUUAUCAGAUGACAUAGAUGAAAAUGAAACUAUUAAUAAGAAAGUGUCUACUAAUAUAAACUCAGUCAAUAACAACCUUAAGGACCUAGGAAAAACUAAAUGUGAUAAUGAUGUGAUGGCCAAAGGAAAAAGUCACAUUCAAAUAAGUGGUUAUUUAAACUUAUUGGCCAAUUGCAUCGAUAAUUUCACUCAUGGUUUGGCAUUAGGAGGAAGUUUUCUCAUAUCCCCAAGAGUUGGUUUGUUCACCACAUUGGCAAUAUUGGUACAUGAAAUUCCACACGAAGUUGGUGAUUUUGCUAUUCUUUUGAAGUCUGGGUUCAGUCGUUGGGAAGCUGCAUGUGCUCAAGUAUACACAGCUUCUGCUGGUAUAUUUGGAGCUCUUACGGCCAUCUACUGUAGUGGAGUUACUAGUGAUGUUGAGGCAAAAACAUCUUGGAUUAUGCCGUUUACAGCUGGUGGUUUCCUUCAUAUUUCUUUGGUUACUGUUUUACCUGAACUUAUACUUGAAGAGAACCCAAGAGAAUCAAUUAAACAGUUUAUGUUGAUAAUAGCUGGAAUAACAGUUAUGUUUGUCAUGUCAAAUCUGUUUGAAUAAUAUAACAUAUAUUUUUUUUCCUUGCCUACUCUCCUAUCAUGUAUCCCAUCAUAAGACUAUAAUUUAAUAUUAUUAUUUUGACAUUUUUACUGUAUUAAAUCACAUAAUUAAGUACCACCUAUUACUACUUGUUUAGACAAUUUUAUGUUAAUUAUGUAUUGUAUUUGUAUUAUUCAUAAAAAUCUCCUGUUUUCUGAUCCAAUUUUUUUCUAAUGUUACCAUAAGACAGACCCACACAUUACUACUUAUAUUUAUAAAAAUUACAUCUUCAGAGAUUUAA